Molecule: messenger RNA, 1410 nt
Organism: Pan troglodytes (chimpanzee)
Lineage: Eukaryota; Metazoa; Chordata; Mammalia; Primates; Hominidae
Gene: CLEC20A
Product: C-type lectin domain containing 20A
Exons: 7
Coding region: 1-1410 (469 amino acids)
Source: RefSeq, a predicted model, not a curated record
AUGAGGGAAUGGGAGAAUAGGAAUCGUGGGUUGAGGGAGCUGGAGGAGGUGGCCGGCUCUUCAAGAACAGGAGAACAGCUUGUGCCAAGGCUGGGAGGUAGAGCUGGAUAUGACUGGUGGGCCAGCGGCGAAGCGCAGAGUGGGCGGGAAGAGGCUGGGGAGGCCCACCCGAGUGUGGCUGAAAGCUCUUUGAGGACUAGGGGCUGGGGUGGGGACAGCCAUGCUGUGACAGCCUCUCCUGCUCCAGCCCUGCAGCUGGUGAGCAGUAAGAGGGACUUGGUUCUGGUGAAGGAGGCGCUGAGCUGGUACGACGCCCAGCAGCACUGCCGGCUGCACUACACAGACCUCGCUGACCUGCAGCCAAGUGGCCUGUGGAAGCUCUACUCCCUCAUGACCAGCACCCCGGCUUGGAUUGGCCUCUUCUUCGACGCAAGCACUUCUGGCCUGAGAUGGUCCAGCGGCUCCACCUUCACAGCCCUGGAGUGGGGCCAGAAGCUACCCGAAUUUGGGGUGGGCUUCUGUGCCACGCUGUACACUUGGCUGAAAUUACCCAGCAUAGGGGCUGCCUCCUGCACAGCCCAGAAGCCCUUCCUCUGCUACUAUGACCCUGACGUCGGGCACCUCAUCUCCACGAAGCCCUCUCUCAGCCUGACCAUCUCUCCAAAGCCAGCUGUGGUCCAGAUCAGUGGUCAGACCUUCAUGCGAUUUGACCAAGUGAUGACAUGGUCCUCGGCCCUGCUGUACUGCCGCAGCCACCACACGGAUCUGGCCGACCUGCAGAUGGUGACGGAUGAGACAGGCAAGGAGGCCUUGAGAUCCAUCAUGAGUGAGACUGAAGCCUGGAUUGGCCUCUACCUCAAUGCAAACUCUGGAUCUCUGAGCUGGUCCAGUGACCUGGGGGCCAGCAUCCCCUCCUGGCUGCAGGUGCCGAUGAUGGUGAGAGGACUGUGCACAGCUCUUGGCAUCUAUAUGACCUACUCCCCAAAAGUGUAUUCAGUGAACUGCUCUUCCCUGCUGCCCUUCAUCUGCUUCUAUGACCCCUCCACUGGACACCGGGCAUCAGCAGAGUUGCCUCCACUCUUCCACACUUCCCCCACAGAAAUGACAGAGGAAACAACUCCCAGGCCAGGCAGAGCUGUGGCCAGUGUAGGGAGUGGCACUGAUAGAAGAGAUACAGCUGCUGCCACGGAGGCCCAACAUCUGAGUUCAGAAUCUAAAGAAAAAACAUCAGCACAAAAAUCAGGGCACCCUUUUGGAAUCUUGAAAGCAGACUUUACCAUCUCAACUCUGAUGGACCCAGAAGAGAUGAAAGACCAAUUUCUGAGACAGAUCCAGGAAGUCUUAAAGCUUACAUUAGGUCACGAACAAUUUAGACUGAAAUGGGUCAGCUUCGAAGUGAACAAAAAAUAG